UGUUCCUCUUGCUCACCAGAGGGCGCCGCUUCCCCGCGCUGCUGCUGCUGCUGCUGCUGCUGCUGCUGCUCGACCGCCUGUCUAGCAUAGUCUGCCAUGGGUAAGAAGAAUCAGCGGCGUCUAGACGAGGAGGAGGAGUCGUCCGAGGAGGAAGAGUAUGUGGUGGAGAAGGUGCUGGACCGUCGGGUCGUGAAGGGGCGUGUGGAGUACUUCCUCAAGUGGAAGGGCUUCUCAGACUCGCGGGACGGCGCCGGCGCCAAGAGGAAAAACUCCACCGAGGAGGACGAGGAGGACGGCAAAGCCAAGAAGAAGAAGGAGGAUGAUAUCCUGAUAGCCCGGGGCUUCGAGAGAGGCCUGGAGCCGGAGAAGAUCAUCGGCGCUACGGAUUCCUGUGGGGACCUCAUGUUCCUCAUGAAGUGGAAAGACUCGGACGAGGCCGACCUGGUCCUGGCGAAGGAGGCCAACGUGAAGUGCCCGCAGAUCGUCAUCGCCUUCUACGAGGAGCGGCUCACCUGGCACGAGGACGGGGACAAGAAGGAGAAAAGCACGGUGAACGUCUGAGCCGGGCCUGGGGGGGGAGUGGAACGAGAAGCGGCGUGGGAGGGGUUAGGGGAGGGGGCUGCCGAGCCGGAGACAGACUCUCGCUCCCCUGACCCCUGACCCCCCUCCCCUCUCCGUGGUUGAAUGGACAGGUUACAGACAAACAAAACACAACAAAGAGACACUGCCCGCUCAUCACGAAACCCAAGACGACGACGAUGACAGUGACCCGGGCUGUUUUUAUAAAACUGUACAACGGGAGUGACUGGGGUGGGGUUGUGGGGAGGGUAGACUGACAGCUAGAAGUGUCCCAGGAUGCAUCAUGCUUCUCAAUGUAUUUUUUUCAGUAUUUUUUCAGAUUCAUUCCUUUUAUAGUUUUCUUUUGGUCACAAAUGUUACAGCCUGUCGGUAUGGGGGCCUGACGCAACUGUGCUCUUUGUAGAUUUAUAUAUAUAUAUUAUUUUUUUUGUGUAUUGAUAGGCGUGUAGGAGCAGUAGCGUAGGGUUUUUAGUUGCAAGGAGCCUGUAGGUCAGCAGGUUUCGGCAGAGUGCCCUGUGGACAUGCUGGGCCUGUCCUGCCCCAGCUUCAGUACAAAGGCAGGAGAAAGGCUGGGCAGACGAAGAAUAAGAAUUCAAGAGAUUUGUGCACACUGAUGUCUAGACAAGAGGUGUCAGACAAUGAUAUUUGAGCCUGUCUACGCACAGUCUCCCCUUAGCUGCCAGUGGGUAAAUGUUCUCCUGCACCACUCUUUCUUUUAAGGAGGUAUCAUGGUUUGUUGGCCUACUGCAUCUUUCCCGCGGGCUAAUCUGCCACAGUUUCAGCAGAGCACACAGUCGAGCGGGACUGUAACCCUGGGAGGGAGUGUGGUGGUGUUGGCGGUCUGGUUCAUAGCCACAGGACCUUGGGUUGCUGCAUUUGCAAGUAAGAAAUAAACCAGUUUCCGAUAGGUUUAGUCCAGCUGCCUCUUCACUCUUAUUCUGGGCUGGGGUGCCAUCUGUGUGGAGUUUGCAUGUUCUCCCCAGGUUCUCCAGCUUCCUCCCACCUCCCAAGGACAGGCAGACGAGCCUCACUUGGCUACUCUAAAUUGUCCCUUUCUUCGAGGUCUGGAGCAACAGGCUGGCGCCUCAGCCGACAUGGCCUUGACCUUAUGCUGUCUGCAAUUCUCAAAAUCGACCUCAAGAACAAAGCCAUACUUUUCUUUGCAUCAGGAAAUCCCCAUUGGAACUGAAGUCAUGGGCUAAAGCGAGGAUUCCCCUAUUCUGGUGCUCGGCGACCUCUGUUUUUUUCCUUCCGAGUGACUUUAGCUCACUAGAUCUCGCGUGUGUUCAGGUAGAUCUUUUCCUGAUGUUGUUUGCAGCUCUUGCUAAAAUGGUGGCUUUGGAGGGACUUGGCUGGAGAAGCUGAGUGGUUAGCUGUGGUGGUGGGGUGUGGAGGUGAUCUCCUGCUGUUGCCCAGGGGGUUCAGCGGCCCAGGAUUGGGGGAACCCUGACGUACAGCCGUGCCUCGGAGGGUUGCAGUCCUGCGGGAUUUGUAGGUCUCGUUACACCAGCAGCAGUUGGGUUAUUAGGAUGCCUCACACACGCACACAUACACCAGGGCCAGUUUACGUAGAAGCGACUUCACCAGCCAGCAGGUCUUCGGAUUGUGGGAGGAAACCAGAGGAGAAACCUAAAGGCACCAGUAUGAACCUGGGGAGAACAUGCAAACUCCACACAGACAGCACACCGGGUCCAGAAUUGAACCAAGGGCCUGCUCUGGGUUUUCAAUGCUAACCGCUGCACCACUGUGCCACCCUCUUAGUGAAACUGUUCAUCCAUCCAUCCAUCCAUCCGGUUUCUCCAUUGAUCGCUUAGCUUGAAUGGUAAAACUCCACGCAGUAGGUCCGUUCAAGCGUCGGGCCUGAGUUGUGCACGUCGAAUCAAUUUUGAACCCCUGCCUCCCAACACUCCGAUCACGCCCGUUCACAUCGCUGCUGCCCUCAGCUCGGGGCCGCCCUGGAAGGAGACGCUCGAGUCGCACGCGGAGCUGACCUCAUGCUUCAGGCCGAGCGGCUUCCGUGCGGGAAUUGGGGGGUGUAAAAUUCCUGUGGGAGCCUGCGCACUCUGGCUGGGGUCCUGGACACGGCCAGUCGCUCCUCCGGAUGUCACGUUUUGAGCUGGGAAGGCCGACCUCACGUUGCUAGCGGGGAACUUCAAGACUCAUUUUCUUGUGGACUGGAGCAGUUUGGGAACGAUGGAGGUGCAUUUCUGACGUGUUUUAAUAAUGCAAAGGGUAUUCCUCAGCCUUUUGCGUUGUGGGAUACCCUCCCCAAGACAAAACAAAAACAGGGUUUUAGAAUCUUUGGUGUUGACUAUAGUGAAACGUGUUCCUAGCAGUCUGUGGCUUAAAAGUAUUAACAUCACUUGUUUUUUUUUAAUGUUGUAAACAUCCCUUCCUCCCCUCCCCCUCCCUGACCUCCAGCACAUACAUAAAUUACUCCCAUUUUUUAAACAUUUAAUUUUUUUAAAGAAUUCUUAAAUCUCAACGUAUUAAAAUGUGCAGCGUUUGUGUACGUUACCAUGUCAUUGGAAGUGUUAAUGUAAAAGACUGCUCUGCACUUUUUGAUUUUUGUAUGGUCUUGUAUCAAAAUCUAGUAAACUUAGUUUUCAACAUUCUAAAAAA
Molecule: messenger RNA, 3201 nt
Organism: Lepisosteus oculatus (spotted gar)
Lineage: Eukaryota; Metazoa; Chordata; Actinopteri; Semionotiformes; Lepisosteidae
Source: RefSeq, a predicted model, not a curated record